Molecule: messenger RNA, 3011 nt
Organism: Diabrotica balteata
Lineage: Eukaryota; Metazoa; Arthropoda; Insecta; Coleoptera; Chrysomelidae
Source: the annotation of a GenBank genome assembly
AGUCUCAUUGCGAUCGUCUCUUGUUUCAGAUUUUAAUCGCGUAUCCGGUACUUCAGUUGCGUUGCGAUUAAUAUUUCAGUUUCGUUUUAUAGCGAUCAUUUGUUUGACCUUGCUGUUUACCUCGUAUUUUCUCUGAUGGAUGUGCGAGCUUUCCGUGAAGUUGGAUUACACGAUUUGACAAAAGACGAACUCGACAUCAAGGCAAACAGCAUUGACCAUCUGAGAACCAAAUUGGAAAGUCAUGAUAUUGUAAAACUAAGAAAAUUUGAAAAGCUAUCCACAAUGAUUCCCGAUUCAGAUCGAACUUCUGAACCUAUAUUAAACGAAGGCGGAAUGAUUAUACCCAAAAAACUUCCAAAUCCUGUCAAGGAAAACAUUGAACGACAAAAUCUUCACAGGGAGCUAUUAUUUAAUCAAAAAAUAGGUAAAAAUGUAUUAAACCAAAAAUCCGAACUACAACGAGCUCUAGAAAAACAAAAGGACAAUCUCGCCAGAAAGAAAUUAGACGAUCAUAUAGCGGCGCAAACGCCGGAACUCGAAAAGGUGAUUGCGGACAGAGUGAAACGCCUGCAAAGCUCCCACGAAGAUAAAAAUGAAGAUGACAAAGUUAUAAACAAAGAAUUGCUCCAAAUGCGAAUGAACCUAAAGACUCGAACUGACGCUAACAAGUAGCUCACAAUAACGAUAAUCAUAUUUUAAUGUCUAUUAUGUAUUUGUGUAUGUAUCCUUUACCGAAUUUAUUAAAAAUAAUUAACUUCACGUAAAAUGUAAGCAGUAUGAAUAUGCUUAAUUAUAUUGCGUGGAGAGGAUAUAGAAAAUACAUAUAUUUUUCCAUUCAGAUAAUAAAUAUGUAGGUAGGAAAACGUGGUGUAAACAUUAAAGUUGAAUUGAUGGUAUUUGGAUGGGCGGCCAAUUUUUCCAUUAUCUACAGAAAGAGUUAAUGCUCAAGUAACAUAGUAACACUUUUAACCUAAUUUAAACUGUAUGAAAAGGUGUCUAAUGAUCAAAUUUCCAUACUUAGUUAUUUGUACAAUAUAUAUGAUACCAAAGAAAUAUCUCCUGCGAUUCUACACUAAACGAGUACUAUCAUAAAUUAAAAUAAAUCAGGAAGAAUUUUAUAUUGUGAGUACCUCGGUAUCGGCGAUUUUUACGUGAGUGGUCUGGAAAUUUUAUGGAUUUAUAGUUAAAACGACAAUUUAUGACUUUAAAGAAGUUUUAUUUUUAAACAUGAUCUUCUCUAAUAUUAAAACAUUUUAUUUAGCUCAUUCCAAAACUGAAAGUGUUAAAAGGUACUUAUCUACAGCUGCACUGGCUUCUUGAUUGUAGAUUUCAGUUUUGAGAAUAGACGAGGCCGAGAAGUCCGAGAGAACCAAAUCUUGCCGGGUGUGAUGGAUGUUUCAGCGCUAAAUAGGGCAAUUUCCCUAUAGCCAAGAUACUUUGUCGACGAGCGCGUUGUCCCGAUGGAAAAAGAUGUUUUUCUUUAAGCCUGGUCUGAAUCUGAAAGUCGUAUUUUCCAUUUACCGUUUUACCUUUCUAAAGAUAGUGAAUUGACAAAAUUCCUUUCGCAUCCCAAAUCAUCGAGCAUCAUAUAUUUUGGAGAAGUGUAUUUGGCUGUUACUCCUGAUGACAGUUAAUGUUUCAUACACUAUAACCUGUCGAUGCAAACCCCUUUUACCUUUCGUAAAACACGCCAGGAACUUUUCGAUAAAUGUCAUGCGAAUUUGUUUGUGAUUUAAACUGAGCAUACAUGGUCUUCAUAUUUCGCAAGUUCAAUGCCUAGUGCUAAAUUGGACCAAAACGUUCUUUUGGUCCUUAAAGUAUUAGCAAUUUUUACGUAUUUUAUACGCCGAUCUUCCAAAACCAUAUCAUGCACUUUGUCGAUAAGUCUUUGAACAUUCUUCACUUAAAUCAUAUUGGACACUUAUAUUACACGAGACUGACCGUCUCUUCGUGGUACAAAUUGGAAAUAAGAAUCUAUACAGUAACAAACCGCAAAAAAAAAUUGGUCUAUGUUAAACUUCUUUUAGGAAUAAUUGAAUAUGGCUGCGGUAUAAUUUUUCGAUCCAAGCGCACUCCAACUGCUCUAAAUAACUAAACUGUCAACUGUUGCUUGGAAUCACUUGCAAUUUUAGAUGGCAUCAGGUACCAAAGUAAAGGAAACAUCAGGCGAUUGGUGCUGAAGUCUCUAGGUGAGGACGACAACUUAUCAGGCUAACUUAGUACAGAGUUUGAAGAUGCAGAAAAGCUGAAUAUUCUCGAAUAGAAAGUUCUGACAAAGUAAUGGAUAUUUGGAUCGGGCUUGCCGACGUUAACUUGUAGACCUAUUGGAAGUGGUGAUAAUUAAUUGUUAAAAUUUACACAGAAAACGUAUGUGCCAAUUUCGUAUCUGAUUUGUUCGGGUAUUUCAACAUCUACAAUGUUUGUAGUAAAUAUAGACAAUUUUCGAAUAUAUUUUGUCACUAAAAUUUGCCGUUCGUCUUCAAUACCAUUAAUUUAUUAAUAUUUGAAGUAUUUAUAAUUAGUUUUAAAUUAGUUUGAACUUUUAAAAAAAUAUUGAUAUAAUUUUUUUUAGUGAUUACAAUUCUUCGAAUAUUAUCAACUUGGUGUUCUAACAGCGAUUUACGUAUUAUAAGUUGUUUAUGAGUAUUAAAGUAAUGUUUAGAUAUAAAAAUAAGAAACUCUAUCGUAAUAGGUGGAAUUCUGAAGUACGUGAUUGCCUUAAGUGCUGUAGAGAGUAUUUUUAAUCUUUUGCGUCUUUUGUACCAUGUAAUCAAGGUACAAACUGUUUCGACCAAAUUUUUUUAUUAAGUUUUAUAUAUCUUUAGGUACUAUUUACUUACUCGCUCUGGUACUAACCAUUUUUUAAGUGUAUAACUCAGAGGUUCACCUAUUGCAAAUAGAGCAACCUAUGGAUACCAACAGGGUAGAAAUCUAUAAGAACAAGAUUUUAAUUAUAUUGUAACAUUUAUGAAUCGAAUUUUUGGUUAAUAUAAACGAAUUUUUCGGCCUAU